AUGACGGCCACGGCUCAGACGGAGCCCGCCCCGGCAGACGUCAAGGGCCGCAGCCUGGACAACCUGAAAUUCGACAACAGGUUCACCGAGGACCUACCCGCGGAUGAGAAGAAGCUCAACCGUUUGCGCGAGGUGGAGGACGCGGUGUACACCUGGGUGGACCCCACCCCCACCGACACGGAGCCACACACUCUGGCGGCAUCACAGGAGGUGGCCCGGUUGAUCGGCCUGGACUUGGGCGAGCUCCAGCGCCCAGAGUUCGCAGCCAUCUUCAGCGGAAACGCGCCCCUUCCGGGGGCAAAGCCCUAUGCGCAGUGCUAUGGCGGGCACCAGUUUGGGUACUGGGCGGGACAGUUGGGAGAUGGGCGCGCGAUCUGCCUGGGCGAGGUCGUGAACGAGGCAGGCAAGCACUGGGAGCUGCAGCUCAAGGGUGCCGGGAAGACACCCUUUUCGCGCAUGGCCGACGGGCGGGCGGUCCUGCGCUCCUCGCUCCGUGAGUACGUUGCCUCCGAGGCCAUGGCGGCGCUGGGGGUUCCCACCACGCGCGCGCUGAGCCUGGUCGCGACUGGUGCCGGCAUCUACAGAGACAUGUUUUAUGAUGGCGACGUGAAGGAGGAGCCCGGCGCGGUGGUCUGUCGGGUGGCCCGCUCCUUUGUCAGGUUUGGGACCUUUCAGCUGCCCAGCGCUCGGGGCGGCGAGCAGCUGGGGCUGGUGAGGCGUGUGGCGGACCACGUCAUCCGGCGCCACUACCCUCAUCUGAAUGGGGACAAUGGCGAGGUCUCCGCAGGCAACGGCGCGGCGGGGGAGGAUGGCGCUGCCAGCCCCGACCCGAAAUACCUCCGAUUUUUGAAGGAGGUGGCCGAGCGGACGGCGGCCACGGUUGUCCACUGGCACCGCGUCGGCUUUGUGCACGGCGUGCUCAACACCGACAACAUGAGCAUCCUGGGUGACACCAUUGACUACGGGCCGUAUGCUUUCAUGGAGAGGUUUGACCCCAACUACACCCCCAACACCACCGACUUGCCCGGCCGACGAUAUGCCUUCAGGGCGCAGCCUGCCAUCUGCCAAUUCAAUGUGCUCAUGCUGGGCAAGGCCUUUGUGCUGGCGGGGCUGCUGGACGGCGAGGGCCUGCAGGAAGUGGUGGACAGCUUCACGGUGGCCCUCUCCGGCGCCUUCUCCGACGCGAUGCGGCGCAAGCUGGGCCUGCGCGACUUUGACCCCGGCCUGUACGGCGACCUCAUGGCGCUGAUGAUCCAGGACAAGCCGGACUUUACCAACACCUGGCGCGCCCUAUCGAGCGUCGCGCCGGGGGAUGGGGCGGAGGGCCUGACCCCGGCCCUCGCCGCUGCCCUGGGCGAAGACCUGGCACAGGAGCGGGUGGAGGCUUGGAGUGCGUGGGCGGCCAAGUACCGUGCCGUGCUGGCCGGCCAGGACCUGCCCGCCGCCGAGCGCCGCGCGAUGCAAGACGCUGCCAACCCGGCGCUGAUCCCGCGUAACCACGUGAUGGUGAGCCUGAUCGCCGAGGUGGAGAGCGGGAACACGCAGGGCCUGGAGGCGUACCUGGAGGCGCUGGCGCGGCCGUAUAAGGAUGGGCUGGGGGAAUCCGCCUGGAAGGUGCCCGCGCCCCGACAAAUCCGCAAGGGCAUUGAGCUCCUGUCCUGCUCCUCCUGA
Auxenochlorella protothecoides is the source of this 1671-nucleotide messenger RNA. Its product is annotated as UPF0061 protein. The coding region runs from base 1 to 1671 and encodes 556 amino acids. The transcript is spliced from 8 exons. The record is from RefSeq and is a predicted model, not a curated record. Lineage: Eukaryota; Viridiplantae; Chlorophyta; Trebouxiophyceae; Chlorellales; Chlorellaceae.